UCCGUUUGACCUCUUAUUAUUAAGUCGUAAACGAUGGUGAGAUAUCGAUUGCAGGCAGCUUGUCAAAAUGAUUUGAAUCAACUAUGAAGAGAAUAGUUCUUUUUCGUAAUGGAUCAGCUUUGGACGGAAAGCUUGUUGCUGUGACCCACGGUACAACAUUGGAGGACAUUUUAGUUGAAGCCAGCAAAAAGCUUGGAUCUGAUGCCAAAGUUAUCUACAGUCCUCAAGGAGGAAUCCUAGACGAUGUACUUUUGAUUAGAGACGAUGACGUGUUUUAUGUAUCUGCUGGAGAACCUUUCAAGAAAGCAAGUACGACACCUGGAUCUGAGCCUGCUACAGACAGUACCAAAAAAUGUAUAAAGGGUCAUGAAAGGAACAUGUCUUCUGGCACUACCUCUGCUUGUCAUUCCUCUGAAUGGGUGACACUCAACGUCGGUGGAAAGAUAUUCACCACCACACGAAGUACGCUGACACAGCAGGACUCGACGAGUAUGUUAGCACGAAUGUUCGGAGACGAAAAAACUGUGACGUGGCACAGUAGUGUUGACGAAAGCGGGGCAUACCUUAUAGACCGCAGUCCACGCUACUUUGAACCCAUACUUAACUACCUCCGACAUGGCCAGCUGGUCCUGGACAAGGACAUCAAUCCACAAGGAGUCCUAGAGGAGGCUCGGUUCUUUGGUUUACCCACCCUGAUGGACACACUAGAAGAUAUCAUAGAGAAAAACCAGGUGCCUGACGAUCGUACACCAAUCACACGGAGAGAAUUGGUACUCCGUCUCCUAGCAACACCCACCAACAAAGAGCUCCGGUGUCAGGGUAUGAACUUCACUGGUGCCAACCUCACCAAGCUAGAUCUACGAUACAUCAAUUUCAAAUAUGCUAUUCUCAAGAACGCCAAUCUUGCUGGAGCCAACCUUUCCUAUUGUAACUUUGAGAGGGCUGACCUGCAUAAGACUGUACUGGACUCUGCAAAUCUGUUGGGAGUGAAGAUGCUGUGUGCCAAUAUGGAAGGAGCCUCCCUGAGAGGAUGCAACUUCGAGGAUCCUGCUGGCAGCCGAGCCAAUUUAGAAGGGGCAUUAAUGAAGAAUGUGAAUUUGGAAGGAAGUCAGUUAGCUGGAGUGAAUCUGAGAGUGGCAAAUCUGAAGAACGCCAACCUUCAGAAUUGUGAUCUACGCGGGGCCGUGCUCGCCGGAGCUGACCUUGAAAACUGUGAUUUGUCUGGCUGUGACCUGCAGGAGGCUAAUUUAAGGGGAGCUAACCUAAAGGGUGCGGCCUUCGAACUGAUGUUAAACCCUCUCCACAUGGCCCAAGCAGUUAGAUAGGAGAUAUCUAUGGACUCUGUCUCAGACUGUCAAAUUAAGGAAAUCAUUCCGUCUCGCUCUGUUGAGUAUAGGGUUUAAUUCCAACUACCUGUUGAAUUCAGACUCGGGUAGUAUGUGGAUUCAGACUGCAGUCUAGUGGAUUUUGACUGGAAUAGAAUGUGGACUCUGAGGGCCUGAUGGAUUCUGACUUAAACAGAACUUUAAUUCUGACUGCCUUUCAGACUCUGACUCAGAUAGUAUUUGGAUUUUGACUUGUAUAGAAUUUGAAAUUUGACUGCAUCGUGGAUUCUCGACUCGGUUAGAAUGUGGAUUCUAACUCGGACAGAAUGUAGAUUCCAGCCCAGCCCAUCAGAUGCUUUCCUUUCAUUACAGAUUUUCAAAUGCAGAAAGAAAUAUAAGGAAUUUACCAAAAGCUUUCCAGUAGAAUGUAAAAGUCGUUGGUUAAAGGCAAUGGUUACUAUUUAUAGUUAAUUAUUCUUUGUGAAUAUUUGAACUUUUGUUUUUGAUUGUUUUCUUUCUACUUUUGUUCAAGUUCUAAUUUAUUCAAACUCUUAACAUUAUUUGAUUUUCUGUAUACGUGCCUGUAAAGGCCACCUUCCAAUAGGUGGAUGUUGUGAAAAGUGAAAAAGUUUGCUGUAUUUUGCUAUUAUUUGCAAAGGAGUAUUAUAUGUGGGUUAAUCUGCUUAUACCUGGUACAUGUAGUAUGUGAAACUUGUCACAUCUGCAAAAAGUGUGCUAGUCAAGAAAAUACUACAUGUACAUUCAUGUAUGUGAAGACUUUGAAAUGAUGUGAUUCAUUUUAACGGGAAUGAUGCCAGUAGGAAAUUGUAUGCUUGUCAUUACUUAAAACUCCUUAAGCAUUCAAGUUUUGGCACAAGUUCCAAGACUGGUGUAAUGCAGUUGUGUCCAAGACACCCGGACCUCAAUUGAUCUGAGUGGACAUUCAAAAAUAUUAUGUGUGGUCCCACUUUACAAAUUUGUGAAUUAAAAUGAUGUACUUAACAGUACAAUGUUCGAAAGAUUUUGUGGCUGCAGUUUGAGGUGCCAAUUUGAAAUUAUUUUUGUGACAACAAUUUCCUAAGGACCCAUUUAAAACAAAUAGUAGGAUUAGUAGGAAUAAAGUGUUGUUAACUAUUAAAGGGGCUGAGGUGGCCAAGCGGUUAAGGCAUCUGACAUUCUGCUACCACUAGCCCUCCACCACUGGGUCGCGGGGUCAUGGGUUUGAGACCUCUGGCCGCAGGUUGGUGGGUUUUUCCCGGGAACUUCGACUUUCUUCCACCACCAAAACCUGGCAUGUCCUUAAAUUACCAUAGAUGUUAAUAGGAUGUAAAACAUAAACAAAAACAAAAAAAUAACUAUGAAAGGGACUUUGAUGUAAAAUUUAAAUCUGUAAUCAAAACAGGUAAUGUACAUAGGCUUCAGAAUGCUCACAUACAUUGUCUAGUCUCACUGAUUUGGAGUUCAGCUCCAGGUCUUUAUUCUUAACCUUUCACCCCUAUGUAACUUUAGUAGACUUUAAAUUACCAUGCAUUUAUCUGGAUGAGUCCAUUAUGGUCUACAGUAAGUGGUGAAAGGGUUAAUUUUUGAUAUUUGAACUUGAUCUGUAGAAUUCCCUCCAUCUUGCUCUGUAUUCGAAUUCUUUGUUUAGAACAGAUUAAAUGAGUGUAUUAACACGACUGUUUUGUCAUAUAUUUGUUAUUACAAAUACAGAAUGUACUUUGCAGAAAAUGCUGCCUCUAUGUAGCAUAGUUUGUAAAAAUAAUUACCUACCAACCUUAUUGUUUUGAGCUGAAAGUAGGAAACCAACAAUAUAUUUUCAGCCCUAGUACUUAAGUACUGAUAGUCCCAAUAAUUAUUUAAAUAUGUACUCGUUACAAAAUGAUAUUUAAUUGAAGGCGAAAUCAUGCUGAUUUCUUUUGUAGUAUGUGGAAUAUUGUAGGCAAAAUAAUGCUCAGUCUUUAUACAUGUAGUAUGUGGAAUAAUGUACAGGAAAUUGUGCUCAGUAUAUCCAAUAGUAUGUGAAAUAAGUAAGCAAUAUCAUGCUGUCUUUUAUAGUACGUGGAAUAAUGAACAUGUGUAUAGAUCAUUUGUAAUUUGCAAGUUACGUAUGUUGUGGUACUUGAUGUUGCAUUUAUAGAUUUCUCAUAAAUAUUUAUUGCGAAUCGUUUAGAGAAGGGAUAUAUAACGGUUGUGUUGUUAUUCCUCAUUUAAACAAGGAAUAAGUAACAUUUGUUUUAAUUCCUUGCCUGAAUUAAAAUCUUUGUGACUGAUUACUAUUUGUAGCAUUAUAU
This is a messenger RNA of Mizuhopecten yessoensis (Yesso scallop), 3616 nucleotides long. Its product is annotated as BTB/POZ domain-containing protein KCTD9-like. Lineage: Eukaryota; Metazoa; Mollusca; Bivalvia; Pectinida; Pectinidae. The transcript has 12 exons. Gene Ontology annotation, biological process: protein homooligomerization; intracellular signal transduction. The coding region runs from base 84 to 1325 and encodes 413 amino acids. Gene Ontology annotation, molecular function: protein binding. The record is from RefSeq and is a predicted model, not a curated record.